AUUCCAUCUAUUAUAAAUUACUUUUAACUGGGACAUUCACUUUUGCCCUUUUUUUUUAAUUCCGAGAAGAGAAAUCACCGGAGAAAGACGAAAGGAAUUAUUCGAUCACCAUAUAGUGCCUUCAGUGAACUUGUUUAACAGAUCUCUUAUAUACUGACGACAUUUGUUUGUGGUGAAUUUACAUACUGCUAGCCUAAAUUUUCACUUCUGCUACCGGCUUGUCCACUAUUCCGUAUAAAUAAAGACGUGACACCGAAUCGAUGGCUUGUGUGAAAGUAUAUGCUGUCUUGGCAGGAAGUGCGGUGGAUCAGAUCACAGUGCACAGUGAGAUAAAUACAUUCCAGUGCUAGAUUUUUAAGUGCAAGAAAUAAUGCGAUUUAUACUGUUAUUUGUAAUAUUUGUCGCAGUGACAAUGGCAAUCACUAUUGAUAAUGAGUCAAACUUAACCGUACAUGUAGAAGAGCAAAAUUUGAAUAGUACAAGUGGAAUUGACAAUGAUAAAGGAUUUUGGGAAUGGUUGUUUGGUUCGGUGACACCAUAUCCACCAACGCUUAUAGAACCACAGCAACCAGAAAAAUGUUUAAAAUGCACCUGUGGUUUGACAAACAAAUAUAAUCGUAUUGUCGGAGGUGUCGAGACGCUUAUCAAUCAGUAUCCUUGGAUGGUCUUACUAAUGUAUAGAGGACAAUUUUAUUGUGGAGGUACAGUCAUAAAUUCGCGAUAUGUAUUAACGGCCGCUCAUUGUAUUGACAGAUUCGAUGCGAAUAAAUUGAGUGUCCGAAUAUUGGAACACGACUUGCACACAAUCAAUGAAAGCAAAAUACAAGACUUUCAAGUGGAAAAAACAAUCAAACAUAGUGGUUACUCGACUGUUAAUUAUAACAAUGAUAUUGCACUCCUUAAGCUAAAGACUCCUAUCAAGUUCGAAGGUUUAAUGCGACCCGCUUGUCUACCGGAACAAGUGAAAACCUUUGCCGGUAAAAAGGGUAUAGUGACUGGAUGGGGUGCCACCAAAGAAGGUGGAUCGGUAUCGCAUACUUUAUUGGAAGUCGUUGUUUCUAUUCUUACAAACACGGAAUGUCGCGCUACAAAGUAUCCACCACACAGGAUAACAGAUAACAUGAUGUGUGCGGGUUUCAAGGAGGGUGGCAAGGAUUCCUGUCAAGGGGAUAGUGGUGGUCCCUUGCAUGUGGAAGAAAAUAGUGUUCAUGAGGUAGUUGGAGUGGUAUCUUGGGGCGAAGGAUGUGCGCAACCCGGAUAUCCCGGGGUUUAUACUAGAGUAAAUCGAUUUCUUACAUGGAUUGCACACAACACGGCAGAUGGCUGCUAUUGUUAAUAUGCAAUUUUGAUAUAGACAUAUUUAUUUUA
Monomorium pharaonis (pharaoh ant) is the source of this 1368-nucleotide messenger RNA. RefSeq names its product trypsin-1. Gene Ontology annotation, biological process: proteolysis. Gene Ontology annotation, molecular function: serine-type endopeptidase activity. The record is from RefSeq and is a predicted model, not a curated record. The transcript has 7 exons. Bases 371 to 1336 code for a protein of 321 amino acids. Lineage: Eukaryota; Metazoa; Arthropoda; Insecta; Hymenoptera; Formicidae.